Messenger RNA from Mobula hypostoma (lesser devil ray), 2452 nucleotides. It is a transcript of the gene wdr32, whose product is annotated as WD repeat domain 32. Bases 464 to 1852 code for a protein of 462 amino acids. The record is from RefSeq and is a predicted model, not a curated record. Gene Ontology annotation, molecular function: protein binding. NCBI's taxonomy places the organism in Eukaryota, Metazoa, Chordata, Chondrichthyes, Myliobatiformes, Myliobatidae. The transcript is spliced from 7 exons. Gene Ontology annotation, cellular component: Cul4-RING E3 ubiquitin ligase complex.
AAGUUAGAGAAGUCGAUGUUCAUGUGUGUUGCUUGAAUUUCCAGCAUCUGCAGAAUUCCUCGUGUUUGCGUUUUAAAAGCAGUGCUGUAACCGGCCGAGUACAUGACUGACCUCCCGAUGUGUCAGAGCGGCGAGGGGGGCAAUCGUCCGCCGGCUGGGAACUCCAGGUGCGACCUACCGACCAGGGACGGAGCGCGUCAAACGGGCUGAUAUACCAGAACGUGCCGGCGUUAAUAAACAGAAUAUACGAGAACCCGCAGUAAACACGGUGACAGAUAAGUCUCACUGAGCUCCCUUCUCCUCCGCCCUUCGUCCCGGGGCCGCACUGCGGUUUCUCCCCGGCAUCCCGGUACUGUAGUCCAGGCCGGAGCAGAGAGAGCGCGGACCGGAAGUGGGGCUGCCGUGCCGGAAGCGGAGUGGCGGACGGGAGUGGCGGACGGACGCGGAGGGCCCCCAAACGGCGAUGAGCGCGGAGAUUCGGCCCGUCCGCCCGCUUCUCGCCGGGGGCCGCCGCGGCCGAGCCGGCGUCUUCUCCUGGGUCAGGAGCCGUUCGCUUGGCCGCGGCCUCGGGCCGCUGGUGGACCCCAGCCGCGACACUUACUGCAUCAUGACCAGCCUGUACUACUCGAUGAACCCCGCCGACUCGGUGACGCUCGGCACCAAAACGCACGGAGCCGCCUUCAACCUGGAGUACUCGCCCGACGGGUCAGUUUUGACGGUGGCAUGUGAACAGACAGAAGUCCUUUUGUUUGACCCAGUUUCCUCAAAGCACAUCAAAACUCUGUCUGAAGCCCAUGAAGAUUGUGUCAACAACAUCAGGUUUCUUGACAACAGGCUAUUUGCUACUUGUUCUGAUGACACCACAGUGGCACUGUGGGACUUACGAAACCUCAACACGAAGGUUUGCACCUUGCAUGGCCAUACGAGUUGGGUAAAGAACAUUGAGUAUGAUACUAACACAAGACUGCUGGUUACAUCAGGAUUUGAUGGAAAUGUAAUCACCUGGGACACUAAUAGAUGCACAGAAGAUGGCUGUCCACAUAAAAAAUUCUUUCACACCCGCUACUUGAUGCGAAUGCGCCUAACACCAGAUUGUUCAAAGAUGCUGAUAUCCACAUCAUCUGGUUACCUGCUAAUUCUCCAUGAUCUUGAUUUAACCCAGUCUCUAGAAGUUUCCAUGCACCGUAGUUUCAGAGGCAAACGCUCUGCUUCAGGGACAGAUUUGAAUUUAUCUUCUUGUAGCUUGCCUGGUUUACAGUCACAAAAUCAUCAGGUUGGUGCAUCCUGGAGCUCUGAGAAAACUCCGUCUCAGGCUGGUGCGAGUGCAGAUGGAAAAGGUGGAUUUCCAAGCAAUAGCCUUGAAGUUUUAUCACCAGAGAUUCCUGUGGAAAGAGACCGAAGAAGCUGUAUCACAUCUUUACAACUUCACCCUAAAGGCUGGGCUGCAUUAAUUCGGUGCACAAGCAGUAGUGAUGAUCAAGAGUGGACCUGUAUAUAUGAAUUCCAAGACGGACCUCCAGUUCAGACAGCCUCUCCUCGUUGCUCUCUCUGCCUGACACACUACAUUGAAGAAGCUAACGUUGGUCGUGGUUACAUUAAGGAACUUUGCUUCAGCCCAGAUGGGCGUUUGAUUUGUUCCCCGUUUGGCCAUGGAAUACGCUUAUUAGGGUUUGACAGCCAUUGCAAUGAACUGUGCGAUUGUUUACCAAGAGAAGCCGUUUCACUGAAGGAAAUUAGAACUAUUUAUUCGCACAGUGAUGUCGUGCUUACAACAAAGUUCUCGCCCACUCAUUGUCAGCUCGCCUCUGGGUGCCUUAGUGGUCAGGUAUACUUCUACCAGCCCAAGUUUUAAAUAAUCUGGAUUAUUUACAGGUUGUAUUGAUAACAAAAUGUUUUAAUUACUGCAGAUUGCAAUUAAUAUUCAAGGUGUUUGAUGAUAUCCUUAAGUACAAAUCCAUUCAGUUUUCAGUGCAUUGCAAUAAACCAGUAUUUGUUACUAGACUUAACAGCAAAGCUGAUUUUCUGCAGUUAGCUCCAGUAAGGAAUUGUCAUUUCCUAAUAUUGUGUGAUUUAUAGCUGCUGCUAAUGUAAUAUUAUAUCAGUAUUUCAUGUAAAACUUGUUAGCUUGGUUAUUGUACAUACAAACUUGCAAAUGCAAAUUAUUUACUGAAAAUUGAGAUGGAUAAGUUUGGGUAAAAGCUCUGUUACAUGGAGAUAAUAAAUUUGACCUGCAGCUUCAUUUCCUGUUUAAAUGGAAUUUAAGCAAAAAUAUUGACUAACGUUCCUGCAGCUAUUUAGUGGUGCAGCAAGAGUAAAUUAUUUAAAUUAAUAUGCAAAUAUACAUUCCAAAUAUUAAAAUUUAAACACUGCUGUUAAGAGAACAGUGUAUGAAUAUAUAAUAUCACAAAUUCACAUGGCAACUGAUUAAAUUUUAAUAAAGAAAUUAACAAGA